This is a messenger RNA of Aphis gossypii (cotton aphid), 3218 nucleotides long. RefSeq lists its product as uncharacterized. The coding region runs from base 466 to 1410 and encodes 314 amino acids. The record is from RefSeq and is a predicted model, not a curated record. Gene Ontology annotation, molecular function: protein binding. The transcript has 2 exons. NCBI's taxonomy places the organism in Eukaryota, Metazoa, Arthropoda, Insecta, Hemiptera, Aphididae.
GGAGUGCCAGUCUACACCGCGUCUCCAGCCACCGCGGUCCUAUCAGCUUAACCUCGAUAUUCUCCUACUGGGCCAGAGUGGAAGUGUGUACGGGUGAGGAGAGGCGCAAGCGCUGGGGCUGUGUCAUAUAUAUAUAUAAGUUGGCUUUCGUAUUUUUCCCGGGUUCGGUCGGAAAAAAUCAAUAAAUAGGGUGGCGCUUGCCUCAAUACUAGCUCUAACGUUCCGGGCGUUGUUUUACGUAUUACCAAUCAACAGGCAACAGCUACUCGAAUACGUUGUUGAUCGCACAUUUAAUAUUAAAUAAUUUUGUUAAUACCUUUUUUGUUAAACCAAAAGUGCUACAUAACAAAAGUAUCUACUACAUUUUAACUGUUUUUCGUCUUGCACAACUUGUGACUGCAUCCAUACAUUUGUCAUUUUCAAUCCAAUCGAUAUCGUCUUGCAAUCUUUUAAGGUUCAGAAACAAUGGCUAAAAAAUCCAGUGAAGAAUAUCCAUGUGACAACACCGACAAUUUUCCUGAAACCGCAAAACCUUCCAACAGCACUGCUGAUAAUAAUGCCGAUGAUACUCUGGGUCCCAUAAAUGUACCGGAAAUAGUACCUGAACCCGAAAUAAAUGAAAAUAUAUUUUAUUCCUUUGAUGAACAGUCACCUGAACUUGAUAUAUUUCCACCACCAACUCGUUUUUUGUACAUGGCAAAAAUUUGUAGCGAUUUUUUUGAUGACGUUGCUUCUGGUAAAUACACUGUGAGACGUGAUAAUGACAAUGUUAAUGAAGUAGAAAAUGACCAUAACAAUCUCGUCGAAAUCAAUGAAGAACCCAAUUUGCAUGAUCUAGAUGAUGUUAAUAUCCAACACCAACAAUUAGUAACAUUUGAAUCUGGCAUGAAUAUGAAUGAGCAACUAUCUUCUUAUAGGAGCAUGAUAAUUCAAUGCGGGCUCACCAAUUUUCUCCGAAAAACUUUAUCAAAACGUGAUCUCUGUAAAAAUCAAGAUUUUUUAGAAUUAAGUGAUAAUACAAUCCCCCCAUUAUCAUCAAAAAUUAUCUUUCCUCCGUUAAACCUUGAUGUUAGUGUAGUUAAGCAUGGUCAAGAAUAUAUUGAUUUUAUGUCUGUUUUCACAGAGUUUGAAAUGUAUAGGCCUUUUCUCGAAAAAGUAUUCUCAUACUUAAGUUAUAAAGACAUUGCAUCGAUGACCGCUGUGUCUAAAACUUGGCGUAAAUCUAUCUCAAAAUCUGUAACUGCUCAAAAAAAGUUGGAAAAAGUUUUUAUACACGCGAUAUUAUAUUUUUGUCAUAAGAAUAUAAAUGUAACUGAAGAGUACAAAAAAUUAUAUGAUAAGAUUUUAAUACAUUUUAAAAAUCAAAUUCAGUUUAAAAAUCAAAUUCAGUUUGAAAAACGAGAUUUUUAAGAUAUAAAAAAUAUACAUUACACUGUUAAAAUAAAAUAGAUUGCACGUAGAAAAAAUAUUAAUGAAUACAUUAUCUACCUAUUUAUCAUAGUAUAUAGUAUUUAAAGAUUAAUUCAAAAUUAUUAAAAUUAAUUCUACGAAGUAAAUAAAUCGGAGAAUAUCUGGUUUUAAUUUUAUCUCAAAAUUUUACUUUAAUUCUUGAAGUAAAAAUUUGGUAGGUAAUUAAAUUAUAUUUACCUGCAGUUAUUAUAAUACGUAAGUACAAAUAUGAAAUAAGUAUCUUUAACCACCAACUGCUACUAAAUGUUCGGUACCUAUAUAAAUUACAACACUAACGUAACAUUAGGUAAUUUUAUAUGUACAAUGUAUGCCUAUAUGCAUAAUUUAUUGCACCUUCAUUAAUUAUAAAUCGAAUAAAUCACCUUGCGCCUAAAUUAUAUUUACAGUGAAUACUAAAGACAUUUUUAUCGUGUGUGUGUUUUUUUUAAUGUACCUAAUGUUUGCUUGUAGUCAUUAGAAAAUUAGAACUAUUUUUCCUAUACUUUAUUAUAACUAUAACUACUACAAACGUCGACUGCUGACUUAUUAUUUGUUAAAAAGCAGACGUGCCUUUGUUGUAAUAAAUUGAAUUCUUAAUUCAUAAAUGUAAGUAUACCUCCACAGUGAUUAAUGCAAAUCUAUUGUUGUUGUAUUUAAUUUUUCAAAAUCAAAUUGAUUUAUAAUUAUUGAAUAUAUAACUUAUGUAAAUCACUGAAUAUUACUUAAUAUACACGUGAUGUUUAUAAUAUUAACAUAAUAACAUGAAUCUAUUUGACUGUUUGUGAUAAACAGUCGAGCUAAAUAUGUUUAAUAUAUAAAUUAAUUAAUUUAAUAUUAAACACUAUUGUUACUUAUACUCGUCUGAUUAUAAUUACCUAUGUAUAGAUUAUCAUUUUAUUAUUGUCUAAUUAUACUUUAAAAGUACAAAUGCAUUUACAUGCUUCCGUUUUAUAAUAUGUAUAACUGACUCAAUUAACAACAAUUAAUAAUGAAUUUUUGCAUAAGUACCUCACUAACAAUUACAUUUAAUGUUUUCGCCCAUACGUAAUUAAUUAAACAGGGCGUAAAUGUUAUUCGUUUUUUAAUAUUAUGGACGAUAUUAAUACUAGCAUUAUCUAAUCAUCAUUCAUAACACCUAAAUAAUACUUACAAAAUAAAUCAAUUUCUCAAUUAUUAAUCAUUAUAAAACAAAUCAGGAUCAGGGUGUUUGUGUUUUUCUGAGUUUCAAUUGUCAAAUACUGAACUUGUAGGCAAUUAUUUUCCAACUGUUGUGUUCAAUCGAAAUAAAUGAUAUUAUAAUAACAUAUAGCUACAAAUUCCUAUCUAAACAAUUGGACAAUUUUAGAAUUAUCAUCCUAUACAAUAUAAUCAUUUGGUUACCUUAUUUGUACCUAUAUAAUAUAUCAUAAUGUGUUUAUACAUGUUACGAUGUUGAUAAAAAUUUACCUAUAUGCAUUUAUCUUUGUUAAUUAAUUAAUCGUAAGUCAUAAACUAUCAAAUAUACCUAUAGAUAUUAAGUGACGUGUUUAUUUAAGCUGUAAUAAUAAAGUUAAUAUACUCGUAGUAUAAUUAGUAUAUUAAUACGUUUGUUAAAUAUAUUACCGAUACCUGUCGGUUGUAGUAAAGUAAUAUUGACUAGAUAAUAUUACAUUAUUAUUAUAAGGCAUAUUUUGUAGUUUGAAAAUGCAGUUUAUAAUUUCUAAAUAAUAUGUUCUGACGUGUACUUAUCUAUAAUAAAAUUAUAUCUAUACCCAUUUAACUAAUCUUUG